Messenger RNA from Amphimedon queenslandica, 1828 nucleotides. RefSeq lists its product as uncharacterized. The coding region runs from base 357 to 1352 and encodes 331 amino acids. The transcript has 11 exons. The record is from RefSeq and is a predicted model, not a curated record. Lineage: Eukaryota; Metazoa; Porifera; Demospongiae; Haplosclerida; Niphatidae.
CAUGGCAGGGAUAAAAAGAAAGUCUUCUAACGAAUUGGAAGGAAACGAAAAGGAAAACUGAGCUUGAAGCUCUUCUAUUUACUGAUCUUGUUGAAGUACUUGAUUUACUAAGAAGUAAUGGUUAUUCAGGAGUUAGUUACUAUAAUCUUGGUCUUUAUCUUGGUCUAAACUCUGCUACACUGGAUGUUAUUACAAAGAAUAAUAAAGGAGAUGUUGAGAGUUGUCUACGUGAGUGUCUUACUAAAUGGUUACUGAAAGCUGAUGAUGUACAGAAGACUAAAGGUGGUUCUACUAUCUAUUCAUUGGUAGCAGCAUUGAGGAAACUAGGAGAAAAUGGAGUAGCAGAUGGAAUAGAUAUGGAGAAACAUCCUGCUUGUAAAAUUCUUGCUCAUUGCUCAGAUCAGCAGUCAUCACUUGCAUCUGCAUUACCUCAGUUGGUUAGAGAUUUGCGUACAGCAAAACUGAUAAAAGAGAAAACCUCUUCAACUGAUAUACAAGGACAUGCUCUGUUAACUGAAAUAAAGGAAGCUGUUUGUAAUGAUUACCAAAAACUUGAAGCACUUGCUGAAAUUUUAUUGAAAAACAGGCUAACUGCUGAGACAGGAACUGUCAUUAUAAAAGAAUACAGAGAAGUAUAUUGCUGCAAUGAGUUGAGAUACACAGAUUCUAUCUGCCCAAAAUUUGAUUUUCCUCCUCCAAUGGCUAAAGUUCUUAAAUUGUUACGUUUUAAACGUAGCAAUAUGUUCAGAAAUGUGGGAUCAAUUAUUGCAAACAAAUGCGACCCUGAUUCUACAGUUAAUGAUAUCAGAGGUAUCUUGAGAUUUAACAGUAGCACAUUUCAACAGCAAUUAGCUCAGUGUCGAAGUAUACAUGACAUUUUAGAAUUAAUUAGUGAUAAUAGUUCAUUAACUGACAUUUGUAUGCUGGAGUUUUUGGUUGGUACACUUAAUAUAGAUGAGGCUAAAGAAGUCGUCCGUGAUUAUAAUGAAGCUGUUGAGGAGCUUAAUAAAAAUCAAUCUCUGGAAGAAAUAUUGUCAAACGUCUCACCACUUCAAUGUGAAACGAUCACCAUUCUUGUUGAUAAAAAAGAUGCCGAAUUGAUACUUGAUGAUGUCACAAUAUAUUUACGAAAUCUUUUUCUAAAAUUCUCACCUCAUAUCAGGGUAUAUGCGAAUGAUGCAGAUAAUUCUGUCAAUAUCGCUUGUUCCUUCCCUUUGAUUCUAUCUGAGCAGUUAAUUACAACUGCUCUUAAUGAUAUUGAUGUAUUGAAAGAAAACAAAGUGAAGAGAUUAACCAUUGGAUACUGCACUGUGUAUGAGGUAAAUGACACCUCCACUCCUACUACGACAUAGAUAGAUGAACAUCAAUUUUCCAUAUUAAUAUCAACUAGAAGUGGUUUAUUGAAGCAAUUGAUGCUGUCAUUGAGUGUACAACUGAUUAAUAGUAAAGAGGAGGUGGAUACUUUAAAUGAGGAAAUUAUGAAAAUGAAGAAAGAAGAAAAAUUUUUGAAGGAAGAAGCAGAGUCAUUGAAGAAAACACUAGAUACUAAAAACAAAAUUCUGAGUGCCAGUAUAGCAGAGAGUCAUAGGUUCAAAAGAAUAGCAGCUGAGACAAAGCAGUUACUACACGAGAAAGAAUCACAUUUAACAGAACGUGAAGAAGAGAAUGAGAAACUGAAAAUAAGAAAUGAAAUAUUAGAAGAGCAACUUGCUUUAUUCCAAGCUGAGAAAAAAGGUGGACACAAUGAGAGGAUUGAACAGUAUGCUGAAGUAUCACAUCAACAUGUUAAUGAAAUUAAGAGUAAUCAAGAAAUAGAAUUGUUACAAGA